Molecule: messenger RNA, 963 nt
Organism: Brenthis ino (lesser marbled fritillary)
Lineage: Eukaryota; Metazoa; Arthropoda; Insecta; Lepidoptera; Nymphalidae
Source: the annotation of a GenBank genome assembly
AUGUUGAAUCCAAGGAGUAAAAAGCAGUGGUAUCCUUCAUCAACAGAAAUGACUGGAAUGCCCAGCAUUAAGAGUUUGAGUAAAAUAAAAUAUGAACCAGGAAAACGUGGGGUGCGGAGAGUGGCAGUGUUAAAUAAGCUCUUUAUGAAAAGUAUUACAGAUUUAAUGUCAACUGGAACAGUAUCUAUGAAAAUUAUAGGUCGUGGACUAGAAAUUUCUAAGGUACAAGUAUCACCUGAUUUUAAAACAGUUAAUGUAUUUUGGGUGUGCAAAGGAGACUUGUCUGAUGGGGAAACAGAAACUCUCUUGCAUUCAAUUGCAGGGCCUCUUAGGCAUGAACUAUCAACACUUAGGCUUAUUGGAGAAGUACCUUAUAUAGUUUUUGUUAAAGAUAGACAAGAAGCCAUGUUAGUUGAUAUUGAUAGACGUUUGGCUGUAGCAGAUUAUGGAGAAGAUUUCACUCCUACAGAGUUGGGACAUUUGUUGAAGACAGACUUUACAUUAAAUGUAAAGCUUUCACCAGAAAUGAGGGCAAAAAUAAAGCAGUUAGAAGAAGAACAACCAAUAAUAGACGAUCCUAUACCAGAAAUGACGCAUAAUGUCUUUGGCUUGGAUCAUGCGAAGAUAAUGAAUAGAUUGUUAGCUGCGAGGAAAAAGACUCGUGAUGCUUGGGACAAUCUAAAUGCCGAUACAGUAAUAACUUAUAGGGCAACUGAGGGUAGCAAACCGAGACCAUCCACAGAUGUGGGAACGCAGAAGAGAGAUUUGGCAGAAUUCUUAUUAAAAAGACAGAUUUUACAAAACAAGUUGCAUAAGGAAAUGCGGGACGAUCGCAAAACUUUAAACGAAGUAUAUGCUGAAGAAAAAGUCCAUGAGGAGGAAAUAUAUGAUGAAGAUUACGAAGAAGAUUUACACGAACCUUUUUAUAAUGAUGAUCUAGACUUAGAAAAGACAAGAAGUAAA